Molecule: messenger RNA, 4222 nt
Organism: Thecamonas trahens ATCC 50062
Lineage: Eukaryota; Apusomonadida; Apusomonadidae
Exons: 2
Coding region: 41-4177 (1378 amino acids)
Biological process (GO): sodium ion export across plasma membrane; potassium ion import across plasma membrane; proton transmembrane transport
Cellular component (GO): membrane
Molecular function (GO): ATP hydrolysis activity; ATP binding; P-type sodium:potassium-exchanging transporter activity
Source: RefSeq, a predicted model, not a curated record
CUUGGCGCAGAGCUUACAGUACUGUGACACGGGGUUUAGUAUGGGCUCGUCAAAGAAGAAGAAGUCAAAGGGGAAGACGAGGAAGACGACAGAGAGCUCGGUGAGUGUGUCGAGCGCGAGCGCGAGCAAGGGCAAGGGCAAGGGCAAGGGCAAGGGCAAGGGCAAGGGCAAGGGCAAGGGCAAGGGCAAGGGCAAGGGCAAGGGCAAGGCUGUGGGCGUCGUCGCCGUUGACGGACACAAUGACUAUGCAUACAUGAUUGAUCCGGACUCGUCGUCGUCGAGCCAUCACAAGUCCAAGGGCAAGGGCAAGAGCAAGGGCAAGGGCAAGUCCAAGUCCAAGUCCAAGAGCAAGUCCAAGAGCAAGUCCAAGAGCAAGUCCAAGUCCAAGAGCAAGUCCAAGAGCAAGUCCAAGUCCAAGUCCAAGAGCAACAUCGUGUCCGUGGUUGGUCCGGACGAGGCGCGGCUGGCCAACUCGUUCAACUCGCUCGAGAGCGAGCUGUCCGACACGGAGAUCGAACGGAGCAGAAAGCCACGUCGCAGAAUGGGCAAGGCAAAGAAGGGCAAGACAAAGAAGGGCAAGACAAAGAAGGAAAAGGGCGCCAAGGCCAAGUCGUCGUCAGAGUCCAGCGAGUCGACGUCUGCGUCUGACUCGUCGCGUGUGGUGGCAAAGGCGCGCAAGGGCAAGCGUCAAAGCCACUCAGAUCUGCUUGUUGUCACCUCGUCGCUGUUCUCGUCGACGUCGGGCGCGUCCGAGCCAGCCGACUACACGCUUGCCCACCAGCUCACCCGCCACGGCCUCACCGCCAACCAAAAGGCCUUUAUCGACUACCUCAAGCAGAACGGGCAGGCGCCGCUGGCGGCUACUGCAGCGAGCGCACCAUCCGACUCUUCGGGCUACUACUCGGGGUACUACUCCGACGAGGAAGUCGGGCGCCCCGCGCCCGCGGCGGCUGCGCCGCCCAAGUACUCUUCGCGUGGUGACCGUGGCUCCAAGGGCUCGUCGGGCCGCAAUGCCGGCGGUUCGUCGCGUCGGGCCUCGGGCCGCAAGUCGUCGACCCGGACGCCGGUGCAGACGGAUAUUGUGCGGACGAUGUCUGAGAUUUCUGCCAAGUACGAGCAGGCUUCUGCCAAGGCUGCGCGCGGGCUCAACCUGACGCGGUCUGAGAUGCGUGCUUGCAACGAGCUGCGGAUGGACCAGCACCUUAUGUCGCUCGACGAGCUCAUGAACGACCCGGUGUACAAGACGGAUCCGGAGCGCGGCCUGAGCAAGUCUGUGGCUGCGGAGCGGCUCAAGGCUAACGGGCCGAACGAGCUCACGCCCGAGGACAAGGUUCCCGAGUGGAAGAAGUUUGUGGAGCAAAUGACCGGCUGGUUCUCGCUCCUCCUCUGGGCCGGUUCGGCGCUCUCGUUCUUCGGCUACAUCCUCGACUCUGAGGGUGUGGAGAACCUUUACAUUGGCAUUGUCCUUGCAGUCGUCGUCUUCCUCACUGGUGUCUUCUCGUACAUGCAGGAGCGCAAGUCGUCGAAGAUCAUGGAGAAGUUCAAGGACUUUCUGCCCAAGACGACGCGUGUCAUCCGUGACGGCACCGAGAUGUCUGUGCCUGUGGAGAACCUUGUCCUCGGCGACGUGGUCAAGGUCAAGUACGGCGACACCAUUCCGGCCGACCUGCGGAUGAUCGAGGUUGCCGGGCUCAAGGUCGACAACGCGUCGCUGACCGGCGAGUCUGAGCCUCAGGCGCGCGACACCAACGUUUCUGAGGAGAACCCGCUCGAGGCGACGAACCUUGCGUUCUUCCUCACGGCCGCAGUUGAGGGCACUGCCACCGGCGUGGUCAUCAACUGCGGUGACGACACGAUCAUGGGCCGGAUUGCCAAGCUCGUGGCGACGACCGAGCAGCGCAAGACGCCGAUCCAGAAGGAGAUUGACCGAUUCAUUCUCAUCAUUUCGACGGUUGCCAUGGUUCUCGGCAUCUCGUUCUUCCUUGUCGGUGUGGCCAACGGCACGCCGUGGAUCUCCAACCUGGUCUUUAUGAUCGGUAUUAUUGUGGCCAACGUGCCCGAGGGCCUCCUGGCUACGGUCACUGUCUCGCUCUCGCUCACCGCGCAGCGGAUGGCCCGCAAGAAGGUGCUCGUCAAGCUUCUCGACGCCGUCGAGACGCUCGGCGCGACGACCACGAUUUGCUCGGACAAGACCGGCACGCUGACGCAGAACGUCAUGACUGUUGCCCAUCUGUUCUACAACGGCAACCUCGAGGACUGCGACUUUGCCGGUACUACGCAGGACAAGACGUGGGAGUGGGACGCGCCCGAGUUCCAGGAGCUCCGUCGCGUGGCCAUGCUCUGCAACAACGCCGCUUUCGACGAGGACGAGGAGGCGAUGAAGAUCGCCAACAAGCUCGACCGCCCGGUCUCCGGUGACGCGUCCGAGACGGCCAUCCUCAAGUUUACCGAGUCGAUCUGCCGCGGCGGCGAUACGGUCAAGGACUACCGCAAGCGGAACACCAAGGGCCACCCGCCGCAUGUCCGUGAGAUCAUCUUCAACUCGAAGAACAAGUGGCAGCUUUCGAUCCACGAGCUUGAGGACGACCCGGACCAGCUCCUGCUGUGCAUCAAGGGCGCACCCGAGCGCAUCAUGCGCAUGUGCUCGCACGUCUACCGCGACGGCCGUGAGCGCACCUUUACCGAAGCAGAGAAGGCGCGCGUCCUCGCCGGCCAGAACACGUGCGCUGAGAACGGUGAGCGUAUUCUGGGCUUUGCCGAGUACUACCUGCCCAAGUCGGACUUCCCGGUCGACUACGACUUUGACAUGACGUACCCGUACAACUUCCCGGGCCCGCCGUCGGUUGACGAGCUCGCCGAUGACUCGCUCGACCUCGGUCGCUACACCUUUGUCGGCUUUAUGGCCAUGAUGGAUCCGCCGCGCGAGGCUGUGCCCGGCGCCGUCGCCAAGUGCAAGUCGGCCGGCAUCAAGGUCAUCAUGGUGACCGGCGACCAUCCGACGACUGCCAAGGCCAUUGCCAAGAUGGUCAACAUCAUCACCUCGCCGACCGCCGAGGACAUUGCCAAGGAGCGCGGCACCGAGGUCACGCCCGCCAUUCGCGCCGAGGCUCGCUCCAUCGUCAAGGCCGGCUGGGAGCUCCCUGAGUUUACCGAGGAGGACUGGCAUUUUGUGCUCGACCACGAGCAGAUCGUCUUUGCGCGUACCUCGCCGCAGCAGAAGCUCUUCAUUGUUUCGCACUGCCAGGAGCGCCACGAGAUUGUCGCCGUCACCGGCGACGGUGUCAACGACUCGCCCGCCCUCAAGCAGGCCGACAUCGGUAUUGCCAUGGGCAUCAUGGGCUCUGACGUCGCCAAGGCCGCCGCCGACAUGAUUCUGCUUGACGACAACUUUGCCUCGAUUGUCAACGGCAUCGAGGAGGGCCGCAUCACCUUUGACAACCUCAAGAAGUCGAUCGCCUACACCCUCUCGUCCAACAUUCCCGAGAUCACCCCGUUCCUCUCGUUCAUCACUUUCGGCAUGCCGCUCCCGCUCUCGACCGUCCUCAUCCUCUGCGUCGACCUCGGCACUGACAUGCUCCCCGCCAUUUCGUUUGCCUACGAGAUGGCUGAGUCGGACAUCAUGGACCGCAAGCCGCGCGCCCGCGACGACAACCUCGUCACCUCGCGCCUCAUCUCGUUCUCGUACCUGCAGGUUGGUAUCUUCCAGGCCCUGGCCGGCUUCUUCAUGUACCUCGUCAUCCUCGGCGACAAGGGCUUCCGCCCCUCCAUCCUCCCGGGCACCGGCAUCGACUGGUCGCGUGACAAGAACCUCAUGAUCGCCGGCGAGAACUACGUCGUCCGUGACGAGGCUCUCCGCGCCGCCCAGACCGGCUUCUUCAUCUCGAUCGUCAUCGUCCAGUGGGCUGACGUCCUCGCUUGCAAGACCCGCAUGCUCUCGCUCUUCCAGCAGGGCAUGAAGAACAUGGUCAUGAACGCCGGUCUCGUCGAGGAGACCAUCCUCUGCAUCAUCCUCGCCUACGUGCCGUUCAUCAACCUUGUCUUUGGCUCGCGCCCUGUCAAGCUUAUCCACUGGCUCGCCCCGGUCCCGUUCUCGCUUGCCAUCCUCGUCUAUGACGAGCUCCGCAAGGCUGUCAUCCGCCGCUCCAACGGUUUUAUCAAGCGCACCACCUACUACUAAGCUUGAGCCGUGCCGACUUGGCUUUUAAAAAACAUCACAACAACA